This is a messenger RNA of Hypomesus transpacificus, 2277 nucleotides long. RefSeq names its product insulin-like growth factor-binding protein complex acid labile subunit. Gene Ontology annotation, molecular function: protein binding. The record is from RefSeq and is a predicted model, not a curated record. The coding region runs from base 108 to 1994 and encodes 628 amino acids. The transcript is spliced from 2 exons. Lineage: Eukaryota; Metazoa; Chordata; Actinopteri; Osmeriformes; Osmeridae.
CCUCUCACCCCCCCUCCUCUUCUCCCUCGUCCUUAUACAACUCCUCCUCCUCCUCUUUUGCCUGCCCCUGGCCCUGCAAGUGUUUGUCCAACACAACGGUCACAUGCAUGGACCAGAAGCUUGAGACCAUCCCUGACCUCCCCCAGGGCAUACAGCAGCUCUACAUCUCCCAUAACCUCAUCCAAGCUCUCCCUUCCUCCGGCCUGGCCGAUUUGCAGGUCCUAGACCUCACCAAGAACCGCCUCCACAACUUCCUGUCUCCCGCUUACACCUGGCCCAACAUGAGCCGCCUGGAAAAGCUGUACCUCACAGGGAACCUGCUGGGUUCUCUGGUCCCUGGGCAGCUCCAGGGCCUCUCUGCCCUGACCCUGCUGGACCUGAGCGAGAACAACAUGGACGCCCUCCCACCCGGUGCCCUCCGAGGGCUGGGCCUCUUGAAGAUGUUGUUCCUCAGCAUCAACCAGAUGUCCAGGCUUCAGCGUGGGGCUCUGGACGAGGCCUCGGCCCUAAGGGAGCUCCACCUGAGCAGCAACGCCAUAACUGACCUGGAGGCCGGCGUGUUCCAGAACAGCGGGUCCCUGGACAAGCUGGUUGUGUCUCGUAACCGGCUGACGGAGGUCCGGGCGGGCCGUCUCACCGGGGCGGCUAACCUCACACAUCUGGACCUGAGCGGGAACGCGCUGGCGGACGUUCCUGUCGACGCGUUGAGGGACGUGCCACUGCUCUGCUGCCUCUACCUCCAGAAGAACAGCGUUGCUUCGCUUCCAGAAGGUUCCUUCUCCCAGCUACAACAGCUGAAGAGUCUGGAUCUCAGCAGCAACCGGCUCCAGAAUGUAUCUGAAGGCUCUUUAAGCGGUCUGACGCAGCUUAGCUCUCUGGACCUGAGUUUCAACCUCCUCCAGUCACUCCCAUCUGGCGUGUUUGAGAACCUGACUAGCCUACAGACAUUAGACCUUUACCACAACGCCCUUACGUCACUUCCUGUCGGACUGUUCAAGAACCUAACAGCAUUGAUUGAGCUGCAACUGGACAGCAACAAUCUCUCCCUUGUAGCUUUGGGGGUUUUCGAAGGUCUUUCCAACCUCAGGGAGCUCCAGCUAACUAACAACCACCUCACUGACCUCGACCACGCGUCCUUCCUCACCCUCAGGUCGCUACGGAAACUGUACCUCGACCACAACGCCCUAGACAGGCUUCCCAGAAGCCUCUUCCACAGGAACAGGAAACUGAGAGAGCUGCAGUUGGACAACAACAAGCUCAGGUCCCUCCCCACGGCUCUCCUCCGCCACCAGUCCAGCCUCACCAUCUUGAAACUCUCCCACAACCUCCUCUCCUCCCUCCACUCGGAUCAGUUCUCGGGUCUCGCCCAUCUGAAGGAACUUUUUCUCAACGACAACCGGUUGGAAGCGGUUCCCAAAGAACUGUUCGCCGGCCUCAACAGCCUGAAGCUCCUCGACCUGGACAACAACCGUCUCUCUGCUCUGAGCUCGGAGGCCUUCGAGGACCUGUCCGCCCUGAAGGAGCUCCAUCUCAGCUUCAACAAUCUCUACGAGCUCCCCCCUCACACCUUCCGCUCCCUGGGUCGCCUCCGCAUGCUCCUGCUCCAGAACAAUCGUCUCUGGGACCUGGACGCUCUGGUUCUCGAGCCGCUGCAGAGUCUGACGGAGCUGGAUCUGGACAACAACCAGCUGCAGCGUCUCCCCCGCCAGGUGUUCCGGGGGCUUGCCCACCUGCAGGACGUCCACCUCCGGUCUAACCUCCUGGAGACGCUAGAGGUGGGAACCCUGGCACACCUGGGGAACGUGACCAUCAUCCACCUGGAGGGGAACCCGUGGAACCCGUGCUCCUUCCCUUCUGGGCUGCUGGAAGAACUCUCUCCCCACCUGGGAGGACUCAGACCCUGUUCUGCUCUCAGCUCUGUCGGCUGUCUGACGCCGGCACUUCCUCUUAAGAUCCUGCUGGUUGCCGUGUUAACAAUCAGCAGCUUAGGGUGACAUACAUUUGUGGUUUUGCAUGUUUUUUUUUUCUUGCUCCUUUUACGUGAUACUUUCAGACCUUGUCUUUGUUUGCACAGUGGCAACUGCCUUUGUGCAGCUCUUGGUGUAUAACUGUAAAUGCAUUGCUAAACUGAGAUCUGUUUAAAUUAAACUCAUGCAUUUCUUAUAUUUUUACAUUUGAUUAUGCUCAAAGAAUUAAUUUGGUUGUAAUAGCAGCUCACUGAAAAGUUUAUAUGCGAUUAAUAAAAAUAUACAAUGCUACUGUAACAUUUAACUGGUA